Mus musculus (house mouse) is the source of this 6816-nucleotide messenger RNA. Its product is annotated as RIKEN cDNA 5031439G07 gene. Bases 300 to 1514 code for a protein of 404 amino acids. Lineage: Eukaryota; Metazoa; Chordata; Mammalia; Rodentia; Muridae. The transcript is spliced from 10 exons. The record is from RefSeq and is marked validated.
AGUGCUCCGCUGUGCUCCGAGGUCGGCGGUGGCGACGGCGGCGGCGGCGACGCACACAAAAGCGGAUUGUGGCUUCACUGGUGCUCGCGGCGGGCGGCAGCGGGGCACGGGCGGCGGGGCGUGUCGGUGGCCCCCGCGGGCGCGGCGCGGGCGAUGAGCCGGGGCCCGGCAUGGCCUCCGCGCGGCCGCCGGGCAGGGCCUGUGCCUCGGCGUCCGCGCCCGCGGGGCUCCGGGCUGGGCCGGCCGCCUCCCGGGAGUCCGUGGACAGCAGCGAAGCGGAGGAGCGCUCGUUGCAGCACAUGCUGCGCGCCAUAGCCGAGGAGCGCGGACGCCUUAGCCUGCGCCGUGAGGUCUGCGGCCUGGGUUGCUUCAAGGAUGACCGCAUCGUCUUCUGGACGUGGAUGUUCUCUACCUACUUCAUGGAGAAACUGGCUCCCCGACAGGAUGACAUGCUCUUCUACGUGCGCAGGAAGCGAGCCUACCCAGGCAACGAGGGCACCAUCGAUGGGAGGAAGGCUGAGGCUGAGCCUGAGGUGGAGGUAGAAGUGUACCGGAGAGACUCUAAGAAGCUUCCGGGCCUGGGAGAUCCUGACAUCGACUGGGAGGAGAGUGUCUGCCUGAACCUCAUCCUGCAGAAGCUGGACUACAUGGUGACCUGUGCUGUGUGCACGCGUGCCGAUGGGGGUGACAUCCACAUCCACAGGAAGAAGUCCCAGCAAGUGUUUGCCUCCCCCAGCAAACACCCCAUGGACAGCAAAGGAGAAGAGUCCAAGAUGAGCUACCCCAACAUCUUCUUCAUGAUUGACAGCUUUGAGGAGGUGUUUAGUGACAUGACCGUGGGGGAAGGAGAGAUGGUCUGCGUUGAGCUGGUCGCCAGCGACAAAACCAACACGUUCCAGGGUGUCAUCUUUCAGGGCUCCAUCCGAUACGAGGCACUCAAGAAGGUGUACGACAACCGCGUGAGCGUGGCUGCUCGCAUGGCCCAGAAGAUGUCAUUUGGCUUCUACAAGUACAACAACAUGGAGUUUGUGCGCAUGAAGGGGCCUCAGGGCAAGGGCCAUGCAGAGAUGGCAGUGAGCCGAGUGUCCACCGGUGACACAUCCCCCUGUGGGACCGAAGAUUCAAGCCCAGCUUCGCCCAUGCAUGAGCGGGUGACCUCCUUUAGCACCCCGCCCACCCCAGAGCGAAACAACCGGCCUGCCUUCUUCUCCCCGUCCCUUAAGAGGAAGGUGCCACGGAACCGCAUCGCCGAGAUGAAGAAAUCACACUCAGCCAACGACAGCGAGGAGUUCUUCCGAGAGGACGACAGUGGAGCCGACCUGCACAAUGCCACCAACCUGCGAUCUCGGUCCCUGUCUGGCACAGGACGGUCCCUGGUCGGGUCCUGGCUGAAGCUAAACCGAGCUGAUGGGAACUUCCUUCUCUAUGCACACCUGACCUAUGUCACUUUGCCGCUGCAUCGGAUCUUAACAGACAUCCUGGAAGUACGGCAGAAACCCAUCUUGAUGACCUAGUGUGUGUGGAGCCUGCACGGAGCCCCGGCCCUGCCUGGCCCUGGGAAUGCUGCCAAGUGCCUACCUGUCACCGCCAACCGGGGUCUUCUGUGACAAGCCAGCACCGGAGCUACAGCCAGGCAGGGCCACUCGACUCCCGGGGCCAGGGCCGACUCCAUGAACACCAGCCCAAACUGAAGUGCCUCGUCCUCCCUCGCUGGCUCUGCUCCCACCCUGUGCCCGCGCUCAGCCCCCUCUGCCUAUCUGAGAGCCUUCUGCUCCCAAAGAGGGCCAGAGACACCAAGAGAUCAUAGAGAGCGUGAGGGGCUGCCAGCUUCCAGAAUGUUCUUAGACCUCCCAACCUCGGCUCCCGUACCCCUGCUGGGGCUCUGUGCCGAGCAACUGUCCACGCAUCCUACACAAAGCCAGUGGAAGGUUUUGUAAUGCAGUACUGACGAACUUCAGCUCGAGAGUCGGUCCCAACUUGUUCCCCCAGAGUUCUUGUCACAGUGGGUCCCAGCUGGGGGUCAGGGGACAUGAGCUGUUUGUCAGCUGGGAAUACCUCGCCCUAUGCCCAGCUCCAGAAUGGGUCUCAACCCCCAGCUGGGCAGACAGUCCCCGAUCCCCCAGAAUGGCCUUUGCUUCCAUCCAAAGAACACCGCCAACACACACACCUCCGACCCCGAGACGUCCUGCGUUGAUCUCGGCUCUCCGGAGGGACGCAGAAUUCGGUUCUGAAGGAAAGUGGGAGGGUACUUCUGCUGAGGGAUGUCUGAUGGGGACCCGGGUGGAACCCUCUCGGGAAGGUUGUAGGCAGAACCACCCUGGGGCCAGAGCUUAGAGCGAGGCUGGUGCUGUCCCCUUUGCCCCGUGCUUUGGUCAGCAUGCUGGUCUUGUCUUCAGCCUGGCUUUCUAGGCAGAGAGGAGACCAGGCUUCUUAUGAGUCUGCAUUGUCCUCAGUGGGUGCAAGAGGCCAUGUGGGUCAUCAGCCCAUGCCUCACCCUGGCAGUGUGCUCUAACUGAGGCCUCCUCUACCCAACUGGAAUAAACUGGAAGCUGAGCCUCCUGUUGCUGCUGGGUCUAGUGCCCCAGAUCCAGAGAACUCAGCUGUGUAUGUCGAGCUCAGCCCCUCUGGGUUGGAGAGCAGGCUUGGGAGCGUGGCUCCUGUCUGGCUCCAUUCCUUGGUCUCUGGGAGUGGGCACUACUUUGGGGCUUUCUCCAGAUUUUGUAUGUUGUUAUUAAAAGCGAGCUAUUGCAUUUCAUUCUGCCUCAGUUUGCCCACCUGUAAAAUGGGGCUGAUACCACCUACCUCACUGAAGUGGCCAGGGUUCAAGUGCAUGGCUGGGUCAGGGUUUGCUCACCUGUCAUUCUUCAUAGCUCGGUUGGGUCUUAGCUGUUAGGCAGUGAGGUAGCUUGCCUCUCCUGCCUGCUCUGAAAUAACUCCUUCCAAAAGCACGGACGAGUAGUGUAAGCUUAGACACUGGUACUGUGCUGGAGCCUGGGUCCUGAUGCUAAUCUAACCAUCACAGCAGAUUCACAUCCUGUUCCGGAAUGCCAGAGUACCUCAGGUUUAUGGGUGUGGCCCUCCUUUCUAGGAUAGCCAUUCCUCCUGUAGGGCAUGUGAAUGCUGUCCCCACAGUUGUAUCUAGGGAGGUCACAGGGCCUGCCACUUCAGGAACCUGGCCAUUCUGUGGUCUGAACACAGGGGAAAUAUAUCUUAGGGGAAAUAUAGCUUAGUGUGGCUUCUGUGGAAGACUGAGGCAGUCUAGGGCUCAUUGUAAUUCCAUGGCUUCUCUUCUGGGUGUUCCCUCUAGCAGAGCUCAGCCAUACUCUCUUGGCUGGACCAACUGUGAGUACAAGCACUUCCCAGGCUGUCGGAAGGUCCAGGGUCUGUGUCACACCCCUUGACUCUGUGUGGCACUCAAGCAUACUGAUCCCCGCUCAGGUACCACCAUUCCCUAUGUAGAGGAGGGAAGCACCCUAGAGACACUGUACAGCGGCAGGAGGCAAGCUUGGUCUGCGCCCCAGCCUAUGGUUUGAACCAUACGGCUGUCCCCAAGUACACAACUAGACAUUUAUUUGGUCGCAUUUCCUCUUUCUCCAGAGGGCACUUUUGAGUUCCAAACAUGUUCAGAGGCCCCUUGAGAACUGGGUUAGGAUUCUGACAUCAGAGGGCAUGACAUGGUGGCACUUGUGUGCAAUCCUAGCCCUGGUGCCGAGGCAGGAGGAUAGUUUCUGGAUAGCCUGGGCUACUUAGCAAGACCCUGUCUCAAAGUGACAAAUGACAGCAGAAGCACCCAGAAUCCUGGGGAUGACAGUUUGGCUUCUAGGGCUGUCACUGAUUUUUCUUGGGGACAUGUCUGUUCUCACACAACACAGGGUGACAAGGAACAACUGGAAUUCAAGUACAGUUGUGUUCUGCGAAAACCUAGGUCCAGUCUUCAAGACACUAAGAAACCUUUGUGUCCCUUAGAGGAGGCAUUCCUGUUUGUUCAGGUAGCAUCCAUCUUGCCUCCUGGGAUCUUGCUAGCAUCCAGACUGCCUACAGUGAGGUAGCCCAGGCUCAUUACCCCCCAAAGGAUUAUUAUUGAAAACACAGGCAAAAAAUAAAUACACUAGGCAUGGUGGCAGCCUGGUCUACAUAGCAAGUUCGGGAUAGCCAGGGCUAUAGAGUGAGACCUGUCUCAAAAAAAAUUUUCCUGUGUAUUUAGUUGGUCCAGUCUAGUGUGUGUGUGUGUUCAUAUUCAUAAGUUUUAAAUUUCUGGUCUAAACUCUGGAUGUACUGAGUUUUAGGUCCUGUCCGUUUUUCACAUUGGCUGUUUUUUUCUCACUUUAAAAUCUGAGUAUCUUAACAUCACCCCGUCACACAGCUUCUCUGUUUAGGUUCCCUUACCUUUGUAUCAUUAAGUAGGACUGUCCCUGUGGACACGGUGACCCUAAAAAGUAAAUAGAACACUCAAAAGGGACGUGAAUGUGCAGGUACCAUGGGUCUGGGGUGACCUGCUUCACAGAAGUCACCGACCUUGGCAUGGUAGCUACUGCCUUCUGUGUCUGGACCUGAAGAGUGGAGCUGGGGUCUGGAGACCUCGUGUAAAUAUCUUGAGCUUGAACCAAAAGUAGCCUCUUGGGGCAUCUGCAUUGGCCCUUCCAGGGAGGAAGUCAGAAUGCUGCCCUGUCCUUCUAGGUGAGGAGUGGUGAGUAGAUACUGACACGCACCUCCAAACCUUUCUCUGAGCCCCUGGGACCAGCAGCCAGGGUUAGAAUAUCACACAAGCUAAGUGAUUUGAUAGCCUGUGGCUGGGGUGGAGAUCUGAGUUCUGUAACAGGGAGAGCCCCACAAGUGGAGGAAGCCAUGGAGUUCGGUGUUUAUCUACUUCCAAGGUGACUUCAGGCCAUGAGUUGCCAAUCGGGCUCUCUGUUGUUUUUGAGACAGGGUCUCUAUAGCCCAUGCUGGCUUCAAACUUACUGUACACAGAGGGUGAUCUUGAACUCAUGACCCUCCUUUCACUUCCAUGUGUUGGUGUUAACAGGGUUCCACCACCAUGCCGGUUUUAUGCUGUGCUAGGGGUAAAACCCAGGGCUUUGUGCCACUGGGCAAGCACUCUCAUCAUCUGGGCUGCUCCCCUCAGCUUUCUUACCUUCUGUUGACCUCAGCCCCUCCCUUUGUAGAUCAGGACACUUGAUGCAAAUAGCAGUGUUCUUUCUUUCAAAAUUGUUACAUGAGAAUUUACACUUACAAAAAUGUUUUGUUUUGCUACUUCAAAACUUCUGAUUUCUACAAAAAAACAUUUCAAUGAAGACAUGAGGUAGCACACAUAGAAUGUGUUAGUGUGCGAAUUAUGAGUGGCUUUCCCUUGAACACCCAUACCCAACAGAAGGCCAGCCUCUCAAGGCAGGCUUAGUGGUGGCUGUUGACUUUGUGAUUCCAUCUUUCUUUGAGACAUUGCAUUAUAUUUUAGAGACAUUUCAAGUGAAUUUUCUUUUAAAUGCCCCCAUCUUUAAUACAUGUUUCACAUUAAUACAAACAAAUAGCAAAUCAAGGGAAUGACCUUGACUUUGAUAACAUUAUGAAAUGGUAUCCUCUGGGGCUGACAGACGCCAUACCACAUACUGGUUGGUCUGUGAAGACCCUGUGAGAGGGAUAGUGACCACCCUAGCCAGAGUGUGGGCAUUUCCAAAGCUGACCACAUGAUAUAUUUUGGGCUCGGUUCUGUGCUCCCAUGAAAAUACACCCUGGCAGUAUUUGGACUGCAAACUCUCAAAGCUUUUCUAAGAGAACCCCCUAAAAACCAUCACAGUAGCAGGAAGAUGGCUGGAAUAGAAGUUGGGACCCAAAAUGGGAGUUCAGAAAAGAUCCUGGCAGGCAUCUGACUUUCCUUGUUGCGGAGCUCCUCUGCAGUGGGGGUGAGAGGUGGGGGAAGGGGGGAGCAUGGAGGGUGAGAUCAUCUGGCUGGCUCUUUCUAGGGCCUGUAAUCAUCACGGGUCAGAAAUAUAGCCACCUUCCAUGCAAAUGGGUUUCUAAAACAUGCCAAAUGACUUAUGUCACAAAGAAUAGGUCCUAAUAUACUGUAUACCCCGGGGUUAGACCUGCAGUGGAGACAGAGAAAGGGAGACUGAGGGGACAUAUAGUAAGGAGCCAGUCACUACCCUAGGAACACCAGACCAGGAGGGUUUUUCUGAACUGCUACAACUACAAGGAGGUGGGAAGGAGGCAGCGGCUUGGCAGGAAACCCAUGCCCCCUUGCUAUCCACAUCACUGGGUAGCCCUUUCAAGUGGCCUGAAGCCUCUGCUCUGGAAGCUGGCUGCCCUGCUGGCCUUCCGUCUCCCAGCUGCCUUGGGAGGGCAGUUCUGCUCUCAGGUCUUUUAUCCUGACUCAUACAUACCUGUAAGGAGCCGCUGUCAGCCUGGAAGAGAAUGUUCCCCGGAAAGGAAAACCUUCCAGAACGUAUGUAGAAGAGAGGAGUGUAAAAUAAUGCAGUCUCUGUAGCUCACUGUAUAUGCCCAUGUCAACUGGAGACAUCAGACUUUGUGCUUGUUAAAGGGAAGGAAGCUGGGAAAUGUGAGGAAGGAGAAGCUUGCUUUGGGGAUGGGCGAUGAAUGUUCCUGUUCUUAAGUGUCACUCACUUGCCUCCUACAGCCUCAUGGAAGCCAGUGGGCCAUCAAAACUUUUCUCUCUUCUAUGUGGAUGGCUCUUUCAUUUUGGACUCUGACUUUAAUAAAGCAAUUAGGUUGCUCAGUUUGAAAUAACCAUUGUUUCUGGUGAACUUUGAUUAUAUUUUGAAUAAACAAUUUUACUCAAAAGACUUAAGCCAAUUCUAGAAA